This is a messenger RNA of Striga asiatica, 2282 nucleotides long. Lineage: Eukaryota; Viridiplantae; Streptophyta; Magnoliopsida; Lamiales; Orobanchaceae. The record is from the annotation of a GenBank genome assembly.
CAAAAAGAAAAGAAAAAAAAAAAACUAACUUUCAUCAAAAUAGAAAGUUUGAGCCAUGAUAAAAGAAGCCUACACCAGUAAAGCACUUCUCCUUACUGAGUUAUAUAUAAACUCCCUAUUCUUAUAACUUAAACCAAACUGCACAAAAGAAAUUCAAGAACUCUUUCGAAACCCGGUUAAAUGUCUUUUUCGCGAACGAGCUCGGGAAUUUACAGUGGCUUCUUCUCUAGUGACCUUCUUCCUUCUUUAGGGGCAAAAAUCAAUCGAGCCACAAAACUUCGAAGGCACAUAAUAUCUCCAUACGAUCCACGUUAUAGGGCUUGGGAGAUUUUCCUACUUCUCUUGGUUAUAUACUCUGCUUGGAUUUCUCCAUUUCAGUUCGCGUUUAUAACUACUUACGAACGAGAUGCUCUGUUUAUAGCCGACAACAUUGUCAACAGCUUCUUUGCUAUCGACAUUUUUCUCACGUUUUUCGUGGCAUAUAUUGAUAGUCACACUUAUCUGUUAAAGGAUAACCCGAAAAAGAUAGCAAUAAGGUAUUUAUCGACUUGGUUCGUUUUCGAUUUGUGCUCGACAAUUCCAUUUCAGUCCAUUCGCGUGCUGUUUAUAAACCACAAUGGUGGGCUCGGUUUUGACGUGUUGAGCAUGUUAAGGCUUUGGCGACUCAGACGAGUCAGCUCACUUUUCGCAAGGCUCGAAAAGGACAUACGGUUUAACUAUUUCUGGACUCGCUGCACAAAAUUAAUAUCCGUGACUCUAUUUGCCGUGCAUUGUGCCGGGUGUUUCAACUAUAUGGUAGCCGAUAGGUACCCGAACCCGAGACGAACAUGGAUAGGGGCCGUUUAUCCUAAUUUCAAGCAAAUGGGUCUUUGGGAAAAGUAUGUGGCGGCAUUGUAUUGGUCGAUCGUGACGUUGACCACCACAGGUUACGGUGACCUGCACGCGGAGAAUCCGAGAGAGAUGGUGUUUGAUAUUUUGUACAUGCUUUUCAACCUAGGAUUGACUUCUUACAUUAUAGGCAACAUGACGAACCUCGCGGUUCACUGGAGUUGCCAAACGAGCAAUUUCAGGGAAACAGUAUCAGCUGCUUCGGAAUUUUCUAAAAGAAACCACUUGCCGAGUGAUAUUCGAGAUCAGAUUCUAUCACACAUUUGCCUCAAAUACAAAACACAAGGAUUAAAGCAGCAAGAAACGAUAAACAGCUUGCCCAAAGCCAUUCGUUCGAGCAUUUCGCAUUAUCUUUUUUACCGUGUCGUAAAAAAUGUCGAUCUCUUUAGAGGGACUUCUCGAGUUUUCCUUCUACAGAUGGUCCAGGAAAUGGAAGCCGAGUACUAUCCUCCGAAAGUAGACGUAAUCUUGCAAAACGAGAACCCCACGGAUGCAUAUAUAUUAGUCUCGGGAUCAGUCGAAUUUAUGGCAAAGAUCGACGGUCACGAUCAAAUCAUUGGAAAGGCUUCUACAGGGGAAAUAUUUGGUGAGAUUGGAGUUCUUUGCACCAAGACUCAGCCUUUCGGCGUACGAACAAUUGAGAUUUCUCAAAUUUUACGACUAAACAAAACUACAUUUCGCAACAUUCUCAGUGCAAACCCGGACGAUGAACAAAUCGUAUCGAACAAUCUUUUUCAGAAACUGAAAAUAUGUAGAUUAUUAGACUUCGAAGAUAUUUCGAGUCCAAGAUUUGUGGAGACGAGCCAAACCGAGCCUGAGACUGAUGCUACCCGACAGGGACAUCUCGAAAUGGUAAAAAUUAUGCUCGAAAAACGAGCAAUGCCCGACAAAUCAUGUGCUGGUGGCAUAAACGGGCUCGUGCUCGACUAUAAAAACGGAAACAAAUCAUCACAAGGACACGAUAUUUCGACUCCACGCACAAAAAACCGAGCCGCCAGCUCAGCAAAGAGAGUCACCAUUCACGCGAAAGAGAAGCUUGCGAAGCUGAUAAUUUUACCGAACUCAACAGACGAGCUACUCAAAAUAGCCGGUCGAAAAUUCGGGCGGAGUGGUUUUACGAAGGUGUUCGACUCGGAUGGCGCGGAAAUAGACGACUUAAGUGUAGUACGAGACGGGGAUCAUUUGUUUCUUUUUUCCGAGUGUUUAUGCGAAAGGACAGAGUGUGAUUGAAUGAAAACUAAGGUCCCAUUUGUUCUUACAAAUGUGCCUGAAACUCAACUGAAAUCGAGUUAGUUAAGGCAUGAUUGUAUAUAAUUUGUACAGUAAAUAUCUCAUUCAAAAUUCAAAUUUAACUCAACUUUAAUUCAAUCCAUUAUCUCCAAUAUUAUCAAUAU